Molecule: messenger RNA, 4949 nt
Organism: Drosophila ananassae
Lineage: Eukaryota; Metazoa; Arthropoda; Insecta; Diptera; Drosophilidae
Gene: Gprk2
Product: G protein-coupled receptor kinase 2
Exons: 13
Coding region: 1222-3390 (722 amino acids)
Biological process (GO): regulation of signal transduction; signal transduction; protein phosphorylation
Cellular component (GO): cytoplasm
Molecular function (GO): ATP binding; G protein-coupled receptor kinase activity
Source: RefSeq, a predicted model, not a curated record
UAAAAAAUACCAGCUUUUAUGGUCAGGUCCUACUAUCUGGCAAAUGAGAGCUAUAUCUUUUGUUUUUGUCUCUUUCUUCGACUCGCAGCGUUCGGACGUGUUUUCGCGUCGUCGCUAAUUGAAACCUGGCUCAAAUCGACGGCUUCUGGGCCAAAAAGCUAAAGUCUCUGAUCUGUGGUCGCUGCUGCGUGUCUUGAUCCGUGCGUGUUAGUCUUGAUUCGCGUGUGUGCGUGCACCCAGGUGUGUGUAUUGUAUUGUGUGUGUGAGUGCCGUAGUGAGCGCGAGUGUGUUGGUGAGAGAGCCGCUACAGCAAACCAAAAUCGACAAAUGCGGUCAAAUUGAAAAGAAAAACAAAAAAAGCAUAAAAUCAUUCUCGGCCAAAGCAGCAAAGAAAAGCAAAGCAAAGCAAAGCCAAGCAAGAAAAGCUGGAAAAGUCUGGCCAAGCCGAAACGCAGAAUCCCACGAAAAAGCCGGAAAAUUGCCCUCCUUAGGCGUGCCCGCUAUCCGCUGUCCGCUGCCCUCUGCCUCUGUCCGCUGCCUCUGUUGACGCCGUCAGCCUCUGUCAGUGUCGUAGUGCCAAAGGAGCGAAAAGGAGAGGGAGAACGAAGAAGAGCACUCUUAUCAACUGCCGCCCUCUUAUCAGGCACCGCUGCCGCAGAUUGUUGCGAAAAAAUAAAUUCCGAAUAACAGAAAUUAUUAGGAACCGCCCUUCCACGGCAUUAGCAGGUGAAUUACCGCACCGCAAGUGGAAAGUCAAACAAACAGAAAAGCAAUCGCCAGAGGAUCGGCAGACCGGAACUCUCUCUUCUAGAAGCCAAAAAAAAUCCAACCAGAGAGGAAAGCCAGCCCCGAAAACUGGCCCGCAGUUCCAAAGCAUUCAAUCAAGCGCAAACUUGGCCAACUUGAAAAGGGCACAUUUUCGGAUUCGCUAAUUCAAAUCUUGAAACUAAAUGACGCCUGUGUCUGAGAGCCUGCUGCCACAUACCGCAACGCUGGACGAAAGACGACGGCCACAAAUUAGCCAACCAGUCGAAGACUUCCAAGUCUAGGCCAAAAAAAAAAAAGGGAGAUCUUUGGGAAAAGGAGCAAACCCGAAUCGAAGCGAAGCGAAAGCGGGAGAAACAUCAAAAGGACUGCCCAACAACGUGUGUGUUUGAGCGUCUGCGACUAAUUUUUCGAGAGCGCCAAAGGAUUCAUUAAAAAACCGCCAACCUGGAACUAAUGGAAUUAGAGAAUAUUGUGGCCAAUACGGUCUACUUGAAAGCUAGAGAAGGUGGUUCCGACAGCAACAAGGGAAAGAGCAAAAAAUGGCGCAAAAUAUUGCAAUUCCCACACAUAUCGCAAUGUAUCAACCUAAAAGACAAACUAGAUAUAAGUUAUGGCUACGUGAUAGAUCAGCAACCCAUUGGUCGUGAGCUCUUCCGCCAGUUCUGCGAGAACAAGCGGCCCAUAUACUUUCGGUACAUAACCUUCUUGGAUCAGGUGGUCAAAUAUGAAAUCGAGUACAUCGUGAACCGGAUAUUCAUUGGCCAUGACAUCGGGCGUCGCUUUCUGGACAUCGAACCGCAGCUGGAGCUGCGAAACGGUGGUGGCGGAGAUGCCCUGGAUGCCGAGGCGCAGGAGGAGCUGCUACUGAACAGCAGCAAUGCCAAUCCAACUGAAACAGCUGAGACUGAAAACUGCAACAAUACCACCGCCAACAACUGCAACAACAUCAACAGCAAGAGCAGCACCAACUCGCACAGCAGCAGCAUCAAUCACAAGAAGCUGGACACGCGCAACCACAAUGGGGACGACGCCACCGGGAAUGGUAGCAACGGCGACGAAGGAGUCGAAUGCCUGGACAGCCGCGAGGACAAUGGUCCGGAGAAGAGCAGUGAAGAUGGCGGUGGUGGGGGCGAAGACGGUGGCGGUGGCGGCGGCGGUAAUGGCACCACCACCUGCGGGGGAUCUGCCGACGAACUCGUUCUCGACGUGCUCAACGAUGAUCUCAUAGCGCAAGUGCGUACCAAGCUGAACAGCGGCGGCAAGGACAUCUUUGCCCAGUGCGUAAAUGCAGUGAAGUCUUUUCUCGCCGGAGAACCGUUCCGGGAAUUCGAGAACUCUAUGUACUUCCACCGAUACUUGCAGUGGAAGUGGCUAGAGGCGCAGCCCAUCACCUAUAAAACGUUUCGCAUGUACCGAGUUCUGGGCAAGGGCGGAUUCGGCGAGGUGUGCGCCUGUCAGGUUCGGGCCACUGGGAAAAUGUACGCGUGCAAAAAGCUGGAGAAAAAACGCAUCAAGAAGCGCAAGGGCGAGUCCAUGGUGUUAAUCGAGAAACAGAUUCUGCAGAAAAUCAACUCACCGUUCGUGGUUAAUCUGGCCUACGCGUACGAGACAAAGGAUGCCCUCUGCCUGGUGCUGACCAUAAUGAAUGGCGGCGAUUUGAAAUUCCACAUUUACAAUAUGGGCGGUGAACCGGGAUUCGAGCUAGAACGUGCCCGCUUCUAUGCGGCCGAGGUGGCCUGCGGAUUGCAGCACCUGCACAAGCAGGGCAUCGUCUAUAGGGACUGUAAGCCGGAGAACAUCCUGUUGGACGACCAUGGCCACGUUCGCAUCUCCGACCUGGGACUGGCCGUUGAGAUACCCGAGGGCGACAUGGUGCGCGGUCGGGUAGGCACUGUGGGUUACAUGGCACCCGAGGUCAUCGACAACGAGAAGUAUGCCUUUUCGCCGGACUGGUUCAGCUUCGGCUGCCUCCUGUACGAGAUGAUCGAGGGCCAGGCGCCAUUCCGAAUGCGAAAGGAGAAGGUCAAGCGCGAGGAGGUGGACAGACGUGUCAAGGAGGAUCCCGAAAAGUAUUCGAGCAAGUUUAGUGAUGAAGCCAAAUCUAUGUGCCAACAGCUGUUAGCUAAAUCGAUAAAGCAGCGCCUAGGCUGCCGUAACGGGCGCAUGGGUGCCCAGGAUGUGAUGGCCCACCCGUUUUUCCACUCCACCCAGCUGAACUGGCGCCGCCUGGAGGCUGGUAUGCUGGAUCCGCCCUUUGUGCCAGACCCGCACGCCGUUUAUGCCAAAGAUGUGCUCGAUAUUGAACAGUUCUCCACCGUGAAGGGCGUCAAUAUCGAUGAGUCCGAUACGAAUUUCUACACGAAAUUCAAUACGGGUUCCGUGUCCAUAUCCUGGCAGAAUGAAAUGAUGGAAACCGAAUGCUUUCGGGAGCUGAACGUCUUUGGGCCGGAGGAAUGCCCCACGCCAGACUUGCAGAUCAACGCAAUACCCGAACCGGACAAGGCGGGCUGUUUCCCCUUCCGCCGGAAGAAGAAGCAACCAGCUCGCACGCAACCCAUACCCAUUCCCGAACAUCUGUUAACUACUAGUCACAGCGUGUCCUCCACGACUGUGGAGAGCUGAUAGCAUAGAUCAGUGGAAGAAUCCUCCAAACGGACGCCAGAUGAGGACGUCAACACAUAGCACAAUUUGCGCACAGUUACCCCAGAUGCCGGGGUAUUUAACAAAUGAAGCAAAUGAACAUCAUAGCACAACAUAGGUCAUGGCCUGGUCAACAAAACGCAAUUACAAAACCAAAACCGAUAGCGGUUUCUUACUCAGUUGACGCGCAAAACAUUUUGUACAAUUUGUACUUUUACACAAAAGUUUUCUUAAGAAAUUGCGAGCUCAUUUCAAUGACUACAUAAUUACAUGCAUAAAUUUAUAAAUGUUUCCACACACCCUAGAGCGUUACUUAAUUGAAAAUGUGGUUGCAUAAAGCCCGCUCACCCAACUACUUCAAGAGCUAAUGCCACUUUUCGGUGGCAUCCACACGCAAAUCUAAGAAAGCUGCACUUCAAAUUGGCCGCCAAGUCUGUCACAGCACCACAAACAAAUGUUACUUAUAAACAACCACGCUAUUUAAAUGUUGAAUAAAAAAAUCGAUCACCUAUAAAAUCAUCAUCAGCAGAAGCAUAAAAAGAAGCACUAUCCAAGCACACGGCAGAGUAGAUGCAACGCCCAACAGAGUAAUGUGUAAUUUUGUAAAGUAGUUUGUGCUCAACGGUUGGAAGAAGCGUUGGAUUGGAAGAUGUUCUAGUUAGCAUUUGUAAGGAAGUUAAGAAAAUGACAUGAAUACUCGAAAACUUGAAUGCAUUUUAAACAAAUACUUAACACAUGAUACAAGCUACAACCUAAACAAAUACAUAAGCUAUGUAGUUGUUUACGCAUACGUAUGUGGAUUGUACAUUAAACAAAAUAUAAUUAUUUAUACGAUUUUUAAUUUUUAUUGCCGCACACUUUUGCUACGCUUUUCGUAUCGUUCUUUGACCCUUUUCUGUUGCCUAAGUUUAAGUUGGCCAAGAGCAAGAGGUUACGAUGGGAUGACCUUGUCACUGAUAUUUGUUUUUGUCAUGCAAUAAAUAAUAACAACAAGUUAUGGUUACUAAUGCUAAUUAAUUGAGAUAUCGAUGUCACCUAGUGUCUAAGUUUUGUGUAAACGUAGCGUAGGCCUUUUGUAAUUAGCAAACAACAAAUAUGAAAGCAAAACAAUUGGAGAAUUUAUUAUGUUAAUAUUGAAAAUUAAUUAUUAAUAUUGAAAUUAUUGGCAGUUGUAGAGAUGCCGAGUGCAAGUUUUAGUUACAAUUCAUUUCAUUUUAGGCACAACUAGCAAAUUUUAAGGCAUACAAUUGAACUACUAUCAGCACAAGAGCCCGCUAACAAAAAUCUGAAAAACACGCCAUCAGCCAGCCCCCCAAAUCCAAAUCCAAAUCCCAAUCCAAUUUAGCACUACAACUACAAUAAAGUGAAACCAAACUGAGCAAGCGCCGAAAUAUUUAUCUUUAGCAAUUAAAUGCAUAUUUAUAGAGCAUCGUAAAUACCAGAUAAACAUACAUAAAUAAAUAUAUUCUGUAAGCGAAAUGAUACAAAAUACAAAGCAAAGAGAAGAACAUUCAAAAACAAUAAACGUAUUUAACUAAAAA